GCUGGAGCACGUGAUUGGCGGAGGCUCGGCAAGGCGAUUGUGACGGAGCCGGUGCCACGCCCCCUGGCGGCAGCAGCAGCGGUAGCCGCGCGGGGCCGAGGCAGAAUUCGAGCUCGAGCCGUUACCGCGGGCGGUGAUCGCGAGGCAGCUGGAGCCCCCGCACCGACUGCAGCGUCACUUCACACCGUCAGCAGGAAGUCCGGGCUGGGCUUCAGCUCAAGGCCGGGAGUCCCUCAAGUCCACGCUGGCUCAACUCUCCACCACUGAAGCCGUCCAGGGAAUGGAGGUUGACUCCCUCCUGAGGUUUUUAUCUGGGAAUGUUGCAAAUCAGGAAGAUCUCUAGACACAGUCUUUAGAAAGAUGCCAGCAGGAGAAAGUGAAGCCCGGGCAAAGACGAAGGCUCAGUUUGAAGAAGUGUUAAAAAACUACUCUGGUUUAACUGUUGGGAAAAAGAAAUCAAAAAAGAACAUACCUCCCCAAGAAAAUAUUGUGCUUGAAAAAUUGAAGAAUAAACUUAGUCUACAGAAGGAUAAUGAAGACGAUGAAACUAUUCUAAAUAACACUUAUAACCCAGAGGAGCAAAGUCCCCGCUUCUCAAAAAACAAAUUGAAUGACAGGACCUCUGUGGCUGAAAAAAUUAACAAUGAUGAGCUCUUUGAAGAUGAAACCCCAGCCAAAACCAAGAAGAAGAAGAAAAAAGCAAGUGAACAUUCUUUUGUCGAGGAGGCCCCUCGACCAGACUCUGUAUCGAUCCUGCCAAAAUCCAGCGAAAAAAGGUCAAAAAGUGCCUUUGGAGAGGAAUACCAGACUGAAAUUGUGAAAAAGAAUGAUAUGGGAGAGGAUGUAGAUUCCCUAAUCCAAGCUUACCAGCAGGCUAUUGCUACCAAAGAUACAGGAGGUGUCAGAAAUAAAGCCAAGAAAGUUAAGGAACAGUCAAUUAAAAAAAUUUCACGCAUGUCUUCAAAAUUAGCCAAGAAACUGGAUAAGAUGAAAACACUGAAAGAGCCAAUGUCAGUGGAGGGGGAAACGAGUGAAAUGCACAUUUCAGAGCUACAGGAUGAAAUUGAUGGUAAAGAAAAGAACAUCCCUCACAGAAAAUUGAGUUCUGAGGUAGAAGAGAUAAACAAUGAUGAAAAAGUGAGACGUAAGCAAGAGAAGAAAAAACAAAGACCAAAAAGAAAGAAGACCAAGAAAAUGAAAAAAGUAACAGAAGAAAUGGAGUCAAAAGAAGAGAUAAUGCAUGAAACAGAUCCAGAGCUAGAGACUGCACUUCAGCAGCAGAAGCCAAAGUAUGUGACUGAUGAAGAUCUGGUCCUUGGUGUAUAUAUCCACAGAGCAGACCUAUUAAAAACAGACAUUCUGACGUCGCAUCCCUCAGUAAAAGUUCAUGUUAUUGACGAAAUGUCAGGGCAAUAUGUAAAGAAAGAACACAGCAAUCGACCUGUCACUUCAUAUUACGAGCAAGAGAACGUGGAACACAUCCUUCCCAUCAUAACACAGCCAUACGAUUUUAGGAAAAAUAAAUCAGCAAUUCCAGCAUGGGAGGAGCAAAUUAUAUUCAAUGAGCGAUUUGGUUACUUUCUUCAUGAAUUUAUGGAUUCGCCUUCUAGUCUUCUGUUCUUUGAGAUCCUUGAAUUUGUAAGUAUGGAUGAAGCCAAAGCCAACUAUGCAACUCAAAGUAGUGAAGGAGGUUGGCGAAAAAUAGCUUGGGCAUUUCUAAAGCUGGUGGGUGCUAAUGGAGUGUUGAAUAUUGAUCGAAAACUGCGCCUGCAGUUAUAUUAUCCACCUGUAAAAAUCAAGAAGCUUUCCAAUUCCAUUGAUGUGUUUGAAUGGUGGAAGAAACGCCCUUGGAAUCAUUACCCUUCAACUUUAUACGUUACAGUGAAAGGCUUAAGGCUACCUCAAAAUGUAAAUCCCUCUGUACGUUCCAUGAUGGCUGUUCAACGAGAACAAGGCACUAUCUCCUUCAAUGAUCUUCAAACUGAGCUGGCACAAGGAGCUGUUUCAUCAACUCUAGAUUACCAGAAUUUGGAUCUUUUGAAGUGGACUAGACUACCUGGACAGGUUUGUCGUAUUCCAAACAAGCUUUUGCUAUCAUUUCGAGGAGGACAGACAGGAUGUUACUUCAUACAAUUUUCUCAUGAUGGAAGAAAUUUGGCAGCAUCAUGUGCUGACCGAAAAGGCCAUUUUAUUAUGGUUUAUGAAAUUCCUUCUGGGCACCUAUUAGGAGAAUUAAAUGGACAUUUUAACAUUGUGUACUCUCUAUGCUGGUCAAGUGAUGAUAAAACCAUUCUCUCAGCAUCAUCAGAUGGUACAGUAAGGGUUUGGAAUACAGAAAACUAUCAGAGUCCAGCUGAAAAGAUCCUUCCACACCCUUCAUUUAUUUAUACUGCAAAAUAUCAUCCAUUUGUACAGUACCUUGUAGUUACAGGAGGUUAUGAUUCCAUCAUCCGCGUCUGGAAUAUAAAUGUGAAUGAAGUGAAUGGUCAGUUGCUUCAGGAAUUUGAUGGUCACAAGAGCUUCAUUAACACACUGUGUUUUGAUGCUGAAGGGCUACGCAUGUUCUCUGGUGACAGUUCAGGACUGGUUAUUUUUUGGAGCACUGUUGUAAAUCAAAGUUCACCAGAAAGCUUGGUUCAGCAGUGGACAAUUGCUGAGAACAUAAUGCAGAAUGAUCUAAAAGGUGUUCCUAUAAAUCAUCUGGAAGUUCACCCAAAUGGCAGACGUCUACUUAUCCAUGCCAGAGACAGCACUCUAAGAGUGAUGGAUCUAAGAGUAUUGGCUGCAAAGAAGUAUACAGGAGCUACAAAUUACCGUGAGCAGCUAUACAGCACAUUCACACCAUGUGGGACGUUUCUUUUUUCUGGUAGUGAAGAUGGGAUAUGUUAUGUUUGGAAUUCAGAGACAGGGGACCAAGUGGCAAUGUAUUCUGAUCUUAAUUAUACAUCAGCUGUCCGAGAUGUAGCCUUUCAUCCUCAUGAACACAUGGUGGCUUUUUGUGCCUUUGGACCAAAUCAGCCUAUACUUGUCUUUAUGUACGAUCAGAAAGUUGCUCAAAUGGAGGCUGAGACUAUGAAAGAAGUGUGUAAGGCAAACUUGAAGCCUGGAAACACGUCUACACCUAAAGGACCUAGGAUUUUUCGCAGCACUUUUGAUAGUAUUUUUGAUGGUAGCACUGUAUAUAAUGGCUCGUUUUCUUCAAUUAGUCAUUCAUCAAGGAUAUCGAUGAAAAUGCAAAAAGUCAAACAGAAACUGGACACAGUCAUGGAAUCAGUUCAACAGAGCACUUCAGAAACGGAUUUUGCAAACCAAGGAGUGGUUCCAAUGAUGUCAUUGGAUAUGACUUGGGAUUCCUCUUUUAGUUCCGUGGGCAGCUACUACUAUAAUAGUACCCGGUCAAAUCUCCUUCUUCCUGCACCAUCACUGUUGUCACCACACUCUAAGCUAAGGCUUCCAACUACAGUGGGUGCUCAGCUGUUAUCGCAGCAGUCACUGACUUCACAGGCUGGCGGAUUCAGUCCUGUCGGACAUCGUUUUGGCAGAGCUCCAUCAGUCAAACUAGAGAAGACUUGUGAAAAACCUACAAUAUCUUCAAUCAAAGUAGAAGCCGAAUCUAACGCACCAGUGGAAGAAUCUGUCGUAGCUCUUUAUGACUACACAGCAAAUCGAUCAGAUGAGCUAACCAUCCAGCGUUUUGACAUUAUCCAAGUGCUGUACAAAGAUAAUGCGAGCUGGUGGUUUGGUCGCCUGGCCAAUGGAAAACAGGGCUACUUUCCUGCAAAUUAUGUGGCUAAUGAAAGAAUACCUGAUGAAACAGAGCAGAAUCAACAAAGCACCAGUCCUAUGGCCGCAUAUAAAGGUGGAGAGACAGAAGAAAAAUCCCCAACCCCUACCCAGAUGUCAGCAGUCAUCAGCAAGUCUGGGGAACUCAAGUUGAUCUCUGAGCAUGACACAGAUACAGAGUCACCUGUGAAACCGGCAUCUCAGAAGAAGAAGAACAAGAAGAAAAAGCAGAAAGCAGCAACUCAGUCAUUGAGUGAGACAGCUUCUACAUCCAGUUUAAUAGUCGCUGAAAGUGAGUAUAAAAUUGAUUCAGGAAUCGCAAGAAAGAAAACAAAGAAGAAACCUGUUAAAGACCACUACCCAACUGGAGGAAUUAAUGAUGCUUUUGAGCAAGACUAGAACAGUUCCUUAAGAAAACAAAACACUCUUUGUAAAAACAACAAGGUGAAAGAACGAAAAGGACUUGUCCGUUAUUCUUAUAGAAUAAGUUGCAAUAAUUUUCAGUAAUCUAGAAAAUGUGCACUGUUUUGCAGUUUAGCACUACCUUAAUAAAGAUGACCUCUGACAGUACCAAAAAAGUAAAUGUUUUCUCGCAGAACAGCUUGAACAACACUAUCAAAAAAUUAGGUUAAUGAUUGCAUGGGGUUGAUUAUUUUAAUUUAAAUAAUUGAAGGAGAGCUUGCUUAUUAUGUAUUGUGCUCAAAUCAGCUGUAAAGGUAUUAAAUGAGAACAAAAUGUAUUAUAUUUGAAAAAGCCUUUGUUAUCAGAAUAAAAUUUAUGCCUAUUUUAUAUCUAUUAUUUAAGAAAGCAUUUUUAUCAGACCAAAUUAAUGUUUGUAACAAAAGCUGAAAUUGCUGGAGAAACUCAGUAGGUCUGGCAGUAUCUUUUGAGAGAAAGCAGGUGUCCCUGGACCCACACCAUUAAUUGUGCUUUCUGUCCACAGGUGCUUCCAGACCUGCUGCAUUUCUCCAACAAUUUUAUUUUUUAUUUCAGAUUUCCAGCAUCCACUGUUCUUUUGUGUUUUUUAAAAUUAAUGUUUGUGUUAUUUCAUGUUUUUGUUAGUACUUGUGUUGAAAGUUAAAUUAACUUAUUGUUUCUGAUGUUUGAUGAAAAUCAUCUUUGUUUUUAAUAUUCAUUGUCUAAUUUACCUAAUGCAAUCAAUUCAGUGGCUAUGGUACAGUUUAUCUGAACAGUCUUUAAACCAAUCAAAACAGAGUUAAAAGAAUGAAAAGAAGCAUCCAUUAUAUCAAAUCCAUCAAAUUUACUUUCGGCCUUCAUUCUUCUAAAGCACCUUUAUACGUGAUGUCUAUUUGUGUUUAUCUAAAUUAACCUGAAAUUUCAAUUCCUGUUUAGCCAAAUUAGUCUGUAUUUGAAGGAAAACAAUCAAUUAUUUAAAGCAUGCAACUUAAUUAAAAUGUACUUUCUCAUAAUUGAAGAUUUACUUUUUAAAAGCUUGUAAUAAUUAUCGGCAAAUGAAAAUUUCCACACAGUAUAUGCUCACAUUUUAGAAAGCUUUUUUUUCUAAUUUUAUAGCUAUUAGUAAUACAAUACUGUUUUAGCCUUAAUCAUCAGCUAAAGAAAGCUUUUGAAACUCUUGUUGCAACUUGGCACAGAAUUUAUACCUGUAUGUUUUGAGUGUUUUUUACGAUUACCUUUUUCAGUAGUUAAUGAACAUGAUUAAAGCAACAAAUAAUUUAU
This is a messenger RNA of Chiloscyllium plagiosum (whitespotted bambooshark), 5481 nucleotides long. Lineage: Eukaryota; Metazoa; Chordata; Chondrichthyes; Orectolobiformes; Hemiscylliidae. The record is from RefSeq and is a predicted model, not a curated record.